Ananas comosus (pineapple) is the source of this 1335-nucleotide messenger RNA. RefSeq names its product cytochrome c oxidase assembly protein COX11, mitochondrial-like. The coding region runs from base 148 to 621 and encodes 157 amino acids. Gene Ontology annotation, cellular component: mitochondrial inner membrane. Lineage: Eukaryota; Viridiplantae; Streptophyta; Magnoliopsida; Poales; Bromeliaceae. The transcript is spliced from 4 exons. Gene Ontology annotation, molecular function: copper ion binding. The record is from RefSeq and is a predicted model, not a curated record.
CCUUCUCCGAGAUCCCCAUGGCCACCCCACGGUGGGCUCACCCCUCGGUGCUGCUACGCCUCUUCCUCCGCCGCCGCCUCCGCGGCGGCUUCCCGUGAUCGGAGCUCGAAGAAAACCCUAGCUUACCUCCUCGCCCUGGCGGCGGCCAUGGUCGGCGCCUCCUACGCCGCCGUCCCCCUCUACCGCCGCUUUUGCCAGGCCACCGGCUACGGCGGCACCGUUCGCCGCCGCGAGAGUGUGGAGGAGAAGAUCGCGCGCCACUCCCGAGAUGGGACGACGACGUCGAGAGAGCUUGUUGUUCAGUUCAAUGCUGAUGUUGCUGAUGGAAUGCCAUGGAAGUUUGUUCCUACACAAAGAGAGGUCCGGGUUAAACCAGGUGAAAGUGCUCUUGCAUUUUAUACUGCCGAAAAUCUCAGCUCGACUCCGAUUACUGGUGUUUCCACAUACAAUGUUACACCAAUGAAGGUAAAAUAUCAUUCUUAUUUUGGAAAAUUAAUGAUGAUAUGCUUGUUAUUCUUGAUAACAUCAUUUGUUUUAAUUUUUAAUGAAGUGUGGAUUCAAUUUCCUUGUCAUUAUUCAUGUACUGUAGUUUGUUGGGCUUUUACAGCCGAUCAUCAAUGAUCAGCAGAUUUUUUUCUUUUGAAAAUUGAAAAUUGCCUUAGUAGUUCAAGUCCUUGUUUGUUCCAAAAUACAGUUCUCUUUCCGUGUAUGCAUACAACAUUUGGACAUAGAUGGAUGUAUUUAUGAGUGUAGAUAUGCAUGUAUAGGUUUUAACCACAAACUUGAUGCUAAAUCCUUUUGUAAAAAAGAAAGAAAAUAGUGGCCCGGAAUUCUUGUUGAUCAUUGAAUUUUAUCAUUUUUUAUCUCCAUAACUAGAAUUAUAUGGAGGGUGGAAACAGAAGAAUCACAUAUCAUCUAGAUGCUACAUAUAGAUUUGGAUAACCCUGAAACUAUGGCAUCGUAUCUGGCAUAUGAACAAAUUUACAACAGCUUAUUCUUGGUAUAAUUUGUUGAUUGGCAGGAGGUCUUACAUCAAGUUUUCAGGUUAUUAGCUACUCUAUGCUUUAUAAUUUUAAUGUAGCUCUCAUAUGUUGAGAGACUUGUUUGUUGCAUUUAUUCUUAAAUUCAUAUGGAUUAACACCUCUUGCAAGACAAACUUGUAGUUUUCGAAGCCUUUUGAACUUUAAUCCACCGUCUGAUGAUAUAUAUGAAGCAUGAAUUUUUGCUCAACUUAAAUUGCCCUCAUGCAUAUUGAUACUACUAGCAUCACAAUCUAUACGUAGGCUAAGCAUUCACGAUUUCUAAUAGAAAACAAGUUUAACUAAUUAGAUGGCU